CUGGUGUUGGGAUGUUCUGGGCCCAGCAAGAUAAAGCUGAACCGUUAAAACAUAGCAAAACAAAAUGAAUCCCUAAACAUCAAAUCAAUUGCGUACGAAAUUGAAAAUGGCCUCAAUAAUUUAUAAACACGAUGAAUUGCCAAAGUCAGUGGUGACAUUGUUGGAAAAAGGCAAGUUUGUCCAUUUGGGAACUGCUGAUUUGAAAGGGUUACCAGAUGUUGCCUUGAUGAAUUACUACUACUUGCCAUCCCAUGAAUUAUACUCAUCAACCCCAAUUGAAGGGAAUGAAACUGGUCCUGUCGAAUCCUACAACUCUCAAGAACAUACAUACAUCAUCUUAGCUACAGGUAAAAGCUCUGUCAAAUAUAAAAAUAUUGAACAAAAUCCAAACGUUUCCUUAUUAUUUCACGAUUGGACAACGGCAAAAAACAUUUUCCAAAACAAUGAUGCUAGUAAUCUUGAUCAAUCCAAUCUAUUUAAAGUGCUACAAAGCUUGAACCAAACCGAAUUGAGUCAAGUAAGUGCUACAUUAUCAGGUAAUUGUAAAAUCAUAAAAAAUAAUGAUGAGUUGAACUAUUAUAAAUCAAAAUUAUUAAAGGAAAACCCAGAUGCAAAGGUAUAUAUUGAAGGUGAAGACAGUUCAAUUAUAUUGGUUCAAAUCACUAGUGCAAAAGUCUGUGAUUCAGAUAAUAACACAAGCGUUUAUAAUUGA
Hansenula anomala is the source of this 712-nucleotide messenger RNA. RefSeq names its product pyridoxal 5'-phosphate synthase. Bases 107 to 712 code for a protein of 201 amino acids. The transcript has a single exon. NCBI's taxonomy places the organism in Eukaryota, Fungi, Ascomycota, Saccharomycetes, Phaffomycetales, Wickerhamomycetaceae. The record is from RefSeq and is a predicted model, not a curated record. Gene Ontology annotation, cellular component: cytoplasm; nucleus.